GAUGUGAGGGGCGGGGCUUCAGCUUUUCAGCUUUUUGAGUACGUAGACAGAUCGUGAUUCUCUCACAGUUCGUCAGCGUCCGCAGGAAAAACAGCUGGACCCGAGCAUCGUCCGAACAUUGUCCCAACAUCGUCCGAACAUCGGUGAAAGUCCUGAAGCAAGAUGGUGGCCAAACAGAGGAUCCGCAUGGCGAACGAGAAACACAGUAAAAACAUCACUCAGCGAGGAAACGUGGCCAAGUCAACGAGGAACGUCUCUGAAGAUAAAGGGGUGGGCCCCUGGCUUCUCGCUCUCUUCAUCUUCGUUGUCUGUGGCUCAGCCAUUUUCCAGAUCAUCCAGAGCAUCCGGAUGGGCAUGUAGAGUGAUGUCACCAGCAGGGGGUGGGGCCACGACAGUGAGCAACUGAAGAUGAAGGAGCCGCAAACACCAACAUCAUCAGAUGGGUCGUCGUGUUCCCACCCCGAGUUCAUCCAAACAAACAUUCCUGUACUCUCCGACCAAACCAAUCCUGAGGACCAGCCCCGCCCCCCGGCCUGCGUCUCUACCGUUAUCUUUGUUGAUUUAAUGUGUCGCCGCCCGCUGACCUUCUCAGUGUUUCUCUGCCUGUAAGCAGCCACACACGUGCCUUUCUUCUGUUUACCUGUGCUGUAGCCCCACCCCCUCUGAUUACACCUUAUCAGUGCCACAAAAGAGGGGGUGAGGGGGGGCACAUUUUAUAACAGACCAGAAUAAAUGAAUCUUUGUGUGUUCGAGUCUGAGCUGAUCUCAGGUCUGUCGUCCUCCUCAUCUUCAUCACGGCUCUGAGGAUGAAGAUGAGGACGACGACAUGAUGAAGGUCUUUUGAAUCAGAAGGUUGGAGGUGAUGACAGGUGUGUGUCUGCACCGUGUGCAGCCUCACCUGAACAGUUGUGUUCACACAAUAAAGUUUGAUUUUGAAGAUGGAA
Molecule: messenger RNA, 944 nt
Organism: Paralichthys olivaceus (Japanese flounder)
Lineage: Eukaryota; Metazoa; Chordata; Actinopteri; Pleuronectiformes; Paralichthyidae
Product: stress-associated endoplasmic reticulum protein 1
Biological process (GO): endoplasmic reticulum unfolded protein response
Cellular component (GO): endoplasmic reticulum
Source: RefSeq, a predicted model, not a curated record